Trypanosoma grayi is the source of this 6459-nucleotide messenger RNA. RefSeq lists its product as hypothetical. Gene Ontology annotation, cellular component: small-subunit processome; 90S preribosome; t-UTP complex. NCBI's taxonomy places the organism in Eukaryota, Euglenozoa, Kinetoplastea, Trypanosomatida, Trypanosomatidae. Bases 1 to 6459 code for a protein of 2152 amino acids. The transcript has a single exon. Gene Ontology annotation, biological process: maturation of SSU-rRNA from tricistronic rRNA transcript (SSU-rRNA, 5.8S rRNA, LSU-rRNA); positive regulation of transcription by RNA polymerase I. The record is from RefSeq and is a predicted model, not a curated record. Gene Ontology annotation, molecular function: snoRNA binding.
AUGGAUGCACAAGGGCAGUCUGUGACGGCGUGGCUGCGCGCAUUGGAGCGCCGCUACGCCCACGCGUUCGACGCCACCUUGUCGCGGCUGCUCAGCGACGGCACCACGCACUCCGCGGCGGCCGCGUUUCUCGCGCGUCACCUCAGCGGCACACGCUACGAACUGCUGGAGGUGCGCGGCUGCUCCGGCAGAGCGGAGCGGCUGCCGCUCUUCGCGUGCUUGCUGCACCCGCUGCCGGAGGUGCGCCUGCUUGCCGCGAAGGCACUGGACAGCAUGACAGCGCAGCAACUCAUCACGUCGUCAUCAGCGGCAACGCCGUCGUCCUCGCCUGUCUCUGUGUCUCGCGGUGGAAACUCGCUCCUGGAGCUGCUGGAGCACGUCGCGCAGUACGAGCAGUCUGAGAAGGUUGCGUCGCAGCUGCUGCACACCGCCGCCACGGCCGCGGAGCGGUUGCUGGCGUUGGCGGCGAGCCGCCAAACGGAGGAGGAGGAGGAGGAGGCUGACGGCAAGCAACACGCCGCUGAGCAGCGUCUUGUGAUUGCCCACCUCCGAGGCGUUCUCCACGCACUGUGGCGUAUGGCCGCGCAACACAAUUCAGCCAUUCAGGUCGAUCUCUUCCGCGUUGUGCUGAAGCCGCUGUUGCAGCACGUUAAGCCGCGCCUCUCAACGUCCCCAGCGAAGAAGAAAAAGAUGGCGGCGCCACUCAGCAGUGAGUCUGCCGCCUUCCAGGACAUUGUACGAGGGCUCGCGCUCUACUAUGUGACGCUGCAGUACGUGGAUGCGGUGGACCGACGAGCAGCAGGACGCCUGACCAACAGCACAGCGGAGGACGAGACAGAAGGAGACACACAACUGUGUGAGUUGAUUGCGGAGUUGGAGCAGCAGCUGUGCGACGUCGUGCCAGACGUGAGCAGGACCGCUGCAUUGCUAAUAGCAGCGUCGGUCGGCACAACAGCGAAGGAAGAGAAGGACGACACGGAUAGCAGCGAUGAUGAGACGACGAGGACGACGAAGAAGCAGCAGCAGCAGCGAAAGAGCGGCUCCAUGCAGGUCACCGGGAGUUCUGCAGCUGCGAAGGGGAACCGCAACGGGUGCCUCUCAGUGUUUGAAUGUGUGCCACUCCUGCAGCUGUUGCGCGAGGAGGCUGCCGCACGCCUGCAACCAACGCUGGCUCAGCUGCAGAGCAGCGCAGAAGAAGGUUCUUUCUCUCGUGCAUCAAGGGUGGUAAUGCUUGAGUGCUGCCUGUCGUGUGCGGCGCGACUCGCAACGUCCACGACGUCCGAUGCAGACGCGGUGGUGCGCACCCUGUUGCAGUUCUUCCUUGGCGAACAGAAGACAGGCGCAGACAAUGGCUACCUGGCCUCUUUGCAGGAAGCACAGCGUGCGGCAUCGCGACACGAGAAGGCUAAGGUCGGCCGUGGCGCAAAGAACAGUCUGGCGGUUCCGUACGUGCCGCAGGAUGAGUUGACGUCGGCGUUGGGUGCCACUGUGCGUUGCAGCAUGGAGGUGCGCCUGACCACCAGAAGCGAGAGCAGCAGCAGCAGCAGCCCAAUCGAGGACAUGGAGUCCCUGGUGCGUAUUGGGCGGCUGCUGGGUUACCUCAGCACUCCACUGCCUGCCAUGGCGCUGAGCCCCGCCCGCCUUCCGCCUGCGUACUUGCGGCUGUUGGAGCUGCACGACGGCGACAAUGGCAACAACAACACUUCUGAUGGUGAGGCCCGCUUCCCAGUGGAUUGGUUCAGUCUCGUCUUUGCGGCGGUGUACCGCACGCACUCCAGUGUGGCAGCAGAGGGCAAACUGCCCUUCUCGCUGACGGCACUUUCGUUGACACUGCUGUGCCCACUUGCUGCGCCGGAGAGCCGACGGGAAAGUGUGCUGCAGGAGCUACAGGCCAUGGUGCUCGCGCCUCCGAAGGGCGAGCGCGGCGCUGCCAGCAACAGUGCGCGCGUGGUUGUGAAAGCGGCGAUGCAGCAGGAAAAAAUCUCCGUCACAACACUCAGUGCUCUUAUUGAGGCAAUGGCUCGAGCGGAGUCGCGUGGGGGCCUCACAGGUGGCGCGGCCGAGCUGCUUUGCCGCAUGAUGGCCGAGAUGUGCGUUGGAUCAAAGGGGGAGCCGGCGAUGCCAUUCUCUGUGUCGCGUCGCGCGAUGGAACACUUCUUCCCUCUUCGUGGCAACAACAACAACAUCAAUAACAACAACAACAGCAACAACCGGGGUGGUGGCGCGGCCUGCAAUAUUUCCAUGGCCAUUCUUCUGCCGGUUGUGGAGGGAGUUCUGGCGACCGGUGGCAGCAGCGGCGGUGCGGCGGUAGUAAGUCCUGACGCAGCGGACUUUUUGCAUGCUGUCUGCCUGCGCGCGGAGUUGAGCGCUGGCGACGAUGCGUUCCUGCAGCUGUGUGUGGCGCUCCUACGCCACCCGUUCCUGCGCGUUGCAGGCGACCGUGUGCGUCCUGUGUACCGCCAUGCCCUCAGCGCCUUCGCCGCCGCGUUGAGCCGGGGACUGGAGGCGCAUAAGCCAACAAGCUCUGUACUGUUCAUUCCGCAGACCCGGAAGGGCACGUCAGCGGCCUCGCCGCGCAGCAGCAGCGGCGGCAACGGGGCGGGAAGUAGCGGCGAAGAGUACAUGCGUCACGUUGCGGCAACACUCACUGACACGCUCUUGGGUGACGACGCGCGUUUGAGUCGUCUUGGCGGCGACGCUGCUAUGCUGCUUGUUGGCACGCUUGGCGGCUACCACCGUCUCUUCCUGCCUUGGUUGGCGCGGCUUGUGGAGCAGGCUGAACCCGACUUGUCGGCCUUGGUGGAGGUGGUGGAGGCGCUCGCGGCUCCGUCAACAUCAACAGCAGCAGAGGUGGAUGCGUGGGAGCCGCCGUCGUGGUGUGCUCUGCAGAAUCCGCUGACGUUCACCGACGCGCAAUGCCUUCUACAGCUGUGCGGUAAGUCAUGUGGCAAGUCCCGCGGUGGAGAGCAGCAGCAGCAGCACUCAUGGUCGCGGCAUUCGGAUGCUGUUCUCGGGCUUCGGCUGCUGUGCAGCGUCAUCGCUGCCGCUCCGUCCAUCCGCUUUGACGACGACGACGAGGCCGCGUCGCUCUUCACACUCAUCAACGGCAUGUUGGAGUCGUUUCCCCUGAGCGGUCUGCUGCUGCUCCUCGCGGAGGUUGACAACGAUGACGCCGACAACACUGACAGCAAUAGGGCGAACAAGGGCGAUGACAUGGAGACGUACCACCGCUGUGCACUUGCGUACGUGCGCGGCGUGGUCGACCUCUGUGUGUCGGCGCCACACGCGCUGAACGAAGUGCAGCCUCACGGUGCCGCCCGCAUUGGCCGGACGCUUGUGAAGCAGUGUGUAAUACUGAUGGCCGCGCUGCUUGUCCCUGACAGCAAAGCAGCAGCAGCAGCAGCAGCAGCGGCAGAGAUAGACGAGGAGCUGGAUUCAGGAGAGGGAGAAGGAGCGGCCUUGUCGCGCCACCGGAUUGACACUAUCGCUGAGAUUCUGCGCAUUGUGUCGCCGCUCUUCACUCCUGCCGUUCCUGCUGCUGCAGGGCUCGGUGGUAAUACUGCAGCGUCGCGCGCUGGCGGACGGACAGCGCUGCAUAUACCGAUCGUAGCGCUCCUUAUUCGGCUGGAGGCGGUGGAUUUCUCGUCAGCGCGGCACCGCUACGAGAGCGCGAUGGACGUGUGCAGCAGUCUUCUAACGAGCUUCGACGUGCACACGCAGCUGGCCUGCCUCACGCAGAUGAUGAGGCUCGUGCUCGACCCACACCAACAGCUCUCCGCCCCAACAGAGGAGGGGGAAGAGGAAGAGCAGCAACAAGGGGAGGAGAAGGAUGUGACUGAGGACGGCGCAGUUGUGAAACUCUACCGCAAGUUGGUGAAGCCAAACCAGGUGAUUAACCGGCAAGAGGGGAUUCUGCAUCUCAUCAACACCACUGUGAAGUCGGAGGCCUUCUUGGGUGGCUUUCUCGAGCUGCAGCAUAGCUACCACCACAGGAGCAGUGAGGCAGCAGGCAGCCUCCGCACGAAGCAGGACGGUGACAACGAGGCCGACGAACAGGCGACAGGAGAGGUGGGUACCCACACGAACGACGCGUGCAUGGCGCUGCUGGUCGCAACACUAGAACUCUUCGCACAUUAUGCAGAGCUCAACGCGGCCACACCAAACGACGCCACGUCUUCUUCUGCUGCUGGGGCUGCAGCUGCAGUAGCCGAGGAGGAUGAGACACUGCAGUUCGGCGAAAACAAGGCGUUCGUUAUGCUGAUGGAGCUGCUGGCUGGCAACACGCUGGCGUGCGUCCUGGCGGGCAUCAACGAGCUGACGUUUGUGGCGUGUCUGCAGCGCCUCCUAACCGACACGCGUGUGGCGCUGCAGCAGAAGGGACUGGAGGUGCUGCUUGAUCGUCUGCACCACGCCCUUCCAACGGUAGAGCACACACUCACUGACGCGGAGGUGGCGGAGCACCGGAGACAGCUGCGCGAUCCAAAGUGCAAACUCACGCUGAUGGACCUCGUGCGCGUGAAGGCGCGUCCGCUGGCGACUAAGCGCUCCUUUGCGCUCUUCACGCACCUCACUGCGCUGUUGCACGCGUCGGUGGAAGCGGCCACCACGCAGCCGUCAGCAGCGGCGGCGGCGGCGGCGACCGCGUGGCACAUGCUCCCACUGUGCGUGAGCUGCAUGGAGGAGACGGUUCGCAUUGUUGGUAGUGGCGGCAGCCUGCAGGCGGAGAAGACGCUGCUGAACGUGCACCGCGCCAACCGCGUCACGGAGGCGACGCUGUCAAAGCUGUUUGGAAACAAGGCGCGCGUGCAGGAGGUGCAUCGCUGGGUGGACGACAUGGUCGCCCUCCUUCCGCGUCUCCUCCGCCGCGAUGCAGCACCAGCAGCAGCAACAGCAGCAAGAACAACAUCGUCAUUGUCGGUGGCCGCGGAGGGUGACGCGCUGCUCGCCGGUGCUGCGAUGCUCACGGCGUUGGGAACCGUCUGCCAAGUUAUGGGCACUUCCUUUACCACUCCGCACAGCAACAAUAUCCUGCAGAGUGUUACGGGAGUGGCGGUGUUCGCGGUGGCGGAGGUCGCACCUGUCGUGUCGCGCAGUGAGGCAGGGUCACUGCUUCGCCAGGCAGCACUUGGCUGCUUGCUGCGCGUCUUUCCGUCGUGCUGGCUCAUGUGCCAGCCGUACCUUCCUCGCAUUGUAUUUGCCGCGACACACUUGCACAACGUCGACGACGGCGAGACGAACUACCGAAGCUCGGAGACAAUGUCAAUGCUGGAGGCGUUGCUGGAGCCGCAGCUGUUCAUCGAGGCAUGCACAGAGUGUCUGCGCGGUGUGGCGACAAUGAAUCCUGACAAGGGCGGGAAGAAGCCGAUGCGGGUGCGUGUUGACACCCACUCCUUUGCGCUUCUCUAUACGAGCGUGCGGCGGCGCGUGGCGGGGCUAAAGCGGGAGGAACUGCUGCAUCUGAGUAUCCUCGUUGAGGGCGCAACGGUGCACGAUAACUUCUGGCUCGCCUCGCUUCAAGCCCUCGCUGCGGCACCAGCACUCCCGUCGCGGGACAUUGUGCAGCCUGUGCUGGAGGCGUAUGAGGUGUUCUUCCUCAAGUUCAGGGCGAAACACUGCGCACGGUACUUGUCGGCGGUGGCGGAGUGGGCCUUUGGUGGCGCCGCAGAGGGCUUUCUCGAGCGCACUGAGAAGCAGCAGCAGCAACAACAAAAGAUGGAUGACAAUGACAGCCGCGAGCGGGACGAUGCGGCGGUGGUGCCGCGCUCCACAAUGCACGGCUGGCUGCUCUUCUACGCGCUGUGCAACCACCUGCUGGAGCGGCUCAGCUCGAUUUUCGACUUCGGCUUCCCCAUCAUACUGCCGUACAUUGUCAGCACGCUGACGGGCUACUGCUCCGCAGAGCAGCACACGAUGCGACACGCGGCCGGACUUAUCGCGCUGACGCUGGAAAGCGCGCUGGAGUGCGUGCGCCGCAUCGCCGCCGCGCAGACGGCCGGCCCAGACCACGACUACAGCGUGCCCGUCGACAACUACCUCGCAACGCCGGAGGUGUUCAACGCGGUAAUGCCCGCAGUUGUGCGGCAGCUGACGAACCUCGCGUACCUCGUCGAUGGCACGCACGACUACGGCUUCCGCGCGGAGCACCACGUGGUGCCGGCGGUGCGUGCGCUCUUCCAGUCGCUCGCCGCGCCGAAGCUGCAGAGCCGCAUGCAGCACGAGCUGCUCAAGACGCUGCGGCACCAAAGCCGACACGUGCGGCGCUUGGCGCUGCUGUGCCUUGACGGCAUCUACGCCGACGGCGGCGAUGAACUGGCGGCGCGGCUGAUGGCGGAGAUGCUGCCGGCCGUUGUGGAGAUGACGGAGGACCGCGAUGACGCCGUCGUGGAGCAGGCGCGGCGGCUCUGCAACAACUUGUCUGCCAUCACCGGGCAGGACGUGCUGUACGCCAUGAGCGCGUGA